Aquila chrysaetos chrysaetos is the source of this 2656-nucleotide messenger RNA. It is a transcript of the gene PPP1R13L, whose product is annotated as protein phosphatase 1 regulatory subunit 13 like. The record is from RefSeq and is a predicted model, not a curated record. NCBI's taxonomy places the organism in Eukaryota, Metazoa, Chordata, Aves, Accipitriformes, Accipitridae. Gene Ontology annotation, biological process: regulation of transcription by RNA polymerase II; positive regulation of cell differentiation. The coding region runs from base 277 to 2412 and encodes 711 amino acids. The transcript is spliced from 13 exons. Gene Ontology annotation, molecular function: transcription factor binding.
CCCCCAGCACCCUGGGGCGCAGGGUGCGGCCCCCCUCCCCGCUCAGCUCCCUCCCCCGCGUGACCCAGCGCUCUGGAAUUGGGUGUAGAGGCCGCGGGGACGCGGGCGCGCCACCGGCACCCACCGGCACCCCGACCUGCACCCCGCUAGGUGGCAAAAUGGCGAGCGAGCGGCUGCGCAGCGCCCAGGACCUGCUGGAUCUCACCUUCCAGUCCUUGGCCAUGCAGCACAUGGACUUGAAGCAAGUAGAGCUGGACACAGCAGUGGCCAAAGUGGAUGAGCUCUCCCGGCAGCUCGAAUCCCUCUGGACCGACGGCCCUGGACCCCCCCAAAGAGACGUACAGCCCCAGCCGAACCCGCUCGCCCCUCGGCCGGAGAAGCCUGCCACCGGAGAAUCUGGAGAUGUCGGGGGACACACUGGGUCGCCCCGGUUCCCCCCGGACCCCCCAUUAUCUCCCGGGGGAGGAUCGGGCCCCUUCACCCCGACCCAAGGUGUUGGCGGUGCCCUACGAGGGGUUGGCUCUGCCCAGCCCGGGGGGUCGAGCCCCCUCCCCUCGUCCCCAUCGUUCCUACGAAUUCUUGGGGCUCGGGGGGUCCCCCAGACCGGGUGAGGGACCCGUCUUCUUCCCCGAGCGGGCACCCUCGCCCCGACCCCCCGCGCCCCCCCCUUACGAGGUGCACGGGCUGUACCCCUCCGUCAGCAGCCCCACCGUCACCUUCCGGGCGCAGGAUGACCUUGUGAUCAAGCGGCGGCCGCAGAAGAGCUGGAACGAGUCUGACCUGGACGUGGCUUAUGAGAAGAAACCCCCCAGCUCGGGGGGCUACGACCGCACCGGCGAGGGGCAGCCGGGGCUGCGGCCGUCCCUGGGGCUGUCGCUGGCACCCUGGAGGGAGUCGAGCCUGGAUGGGGCCGGCGGGCAGAGCAAGGAUGGUGCUUACGGGGGGCACAGUGCCACGCUACCCCGUAACUACAAGGUGUCCCCGCUGGCGGGCGAGCGGCGGGCGGAGGGACCCUUUCGACGCUCGGGACCCGGCACCCUGCCCCGCAGCUGGCACUUCUCCCAGCAGCCCGUCUCCCGCAUCCCCGUGCCCCCCCAGGGCGGGCGACCCCCCCGCCACAAACCUUUGCCCCUUUCCAUGAUCUUCAAGCUGCAAAACGCUUUUUGGGAGCAAGGGGUCGGCGGUCCCCGGGGGCUUUCCCUGGUCCCCCCCGCCGGUCCCCGUGCACCCCAAAAGCAGCCCCAGCUCCCGGCGCUGCCCCAGGCCCCCCCGGCGCUGACCGGUGGUGAAGGAUCUGGGCGCCCCGUGCCCCCCGAGACCGUCCCGCCGGAGGGGGAGCCAGAACUGGAGCGGCUGCUUCAGGGUGGGGAGGCCGAGGGGUUGGAGCGGCCGCUCAGCCCCACACGGCUGCAGCCCCUGCUGCCCCCCGAGGCCCAGCGGGUCCCCGAGUUCGAGGAGGUGGCACGGGUGCUGGCCGAGAUGCCGCGACCCCUCAAGCGCCGCGGUUCUAUGGAGCAAAGCCCGGGACCGGCGCUGCCACCCACCCGUACCCGCCAGUACCAGCAACUCAUCACCCGCCUCCUGCACCGCCCGCCCCGCCGCGACGAGCCCUCUGCUCCCGGUGACACCGGUGCCUCGUCCGACCUGCCACCCCCUGCUCCGGUGGCUCCCGAGGCUCGGCCACCCCGCCACAGCCCCCCACCACAGUCCCCCAGCAGCCCAGCACCCGCCCCGGAGCUGCGCUCGGCCCUGCGCGACCCCUCCUCGCCCCGCAGGCGCCCCGGGGCCCGCGUGCGCCUCAACCCCUUGGUGCUGUUGCUGGAUGCGGCCCUGACCGGGGAGCUGGACGUGGUGCAGCAGGCGGUGGCUGAGCUGAAUGACCCCAGCCAGCCCAACGACGAAGGCAUCACAGCGCUGCACAACGCCAUCUGCGGCGCCAACUACGGCAUCGUUGACUUCCUCAUCGCCAGCGGGGCCAACGUCAACUCCCCCGACAGCCACGGCUGGACGCCGCUGCACUGCGCAGCCUCGUGCAACGACACGGGGGUGUGCGUGGCCCUGGUGCGCCACGGAGCUGCCAUCUUUGCCACCACCACCAGUGACGGCAGCCUGGCCGUGGAGAAGUGCGACCCGUACCGGGAGGGCUACACCGACUGCUACAACUACCUUACUGAGGUGGAGCAGAGCAUGGGGGUGCUGAACAGCGGGGUGGUGUACGCACUGUGGGACUAUAGCGCCGAAUUCGGGGACGAGCUGUCCUUCCGCGAGGGCGAGCCCGUCACCGUCCUGCGCCGCCAGCCCCAGGAGGAGCUCGACUGGUGGUGGGGGUCCCUCUAUGGCCACGAGGGCUACGUCCCCCGGAACUAUUUUGGGCUCUUCCCCAGGGUGCGGCCGCAGCGGAAGAAGGUCUGAGGGGGGGGCCUGAGGACACGAGGUGGCCCUGAGCCGGCCCCGGCCCCCCCAGCCGCUCGGAUGCAUGGGUCCCCCUUGCCAGCGGGCACCUCUUUGGCUGCCACCCAUCCCGUCCCCCCCUGUCCGAGCAAGGCACCGGGGUGCUGCCUUCCCCGCCCCCUGGUGUCACAUAUUCCCCCCGGCUGGUGACAGCGGGUGUCACCCCACGGUGUUGGCUUUUCUGGGGAGUAAAGAGCCUUUGGCU